AGGCCAAAAUGUCUUUUUUAGAAAAUUUUUACUUUACUGUGAUAAGAACACUUAACAUGAGAUCUACCCUCUUAACAAAAUUUUAAGUGUACGAUACAGAAUUGUUAGCUAUAGGCACAACAUUGUACAGAAAAUCCAACAUGUCUUUUAUAACCCAGCCCGGAAGUGACCUAGGAUCACUUCUGCCAUAUUCUAUCGGCCACGUAGACCAGUCCUGACACGAUGUGGGAGGAGACGGCACAAGGAAGGGAAUGCCAGGAAGCAGGGAUCACUGGGGGCCAUCUUGGAGGCUGGCUUUCACAGAAGUAGACAUAUUUUAGAACAAUAAAUGCAGAAGAUCAGUAAGCAGGAUGUCAUUUUUGCUAGGUAUGGUUGUAUUUCAGAUGUAUUAACCUGAAGCCAGAGUGCCUUUGGGGGCUCUUGCCCUCUCCUCCUCCACCUUAAGAUCUGAAGGCCCCCUUCAUUCACCCCCAUUAAGUAUUGGGACUGGAUAGAUCAAAGUACGACCCACAGGAGACCAAACACAGAGGAUGUGGGGCUUUGGGAGGAUGACAGAUGGUUAAAAAGGACCAAGAAACUGUUGAAAAGAAGGGUUGGGCAGGAAGGAGAAACCCCAGAUGGAAUGUCCUUUCCAACCUAGGGGAGGAUAACCAUAGUGUGAGUCCCAAGAAUCUAGGACUAUGGCCCCACACACCACAGCAGAUUGUCCAAAGGGCAAGUUCAGAGGCUGGAGAUUCCAGUUCCAAAUCUCCCACACCCCGGGCCUUUAUGUGGACUUUCAAGCCUGAAAUAAAGUCCUUUAGUAAAGAACUCUUUGAACAUACCGUGCACGUACAGCAGCUCUGCUGCAACCUGCGCCAGCCCUUCCUUUGACAAUAAGGAGUUUAUGGGGUGAGGCUGCGUUUGCACCUCAGAUAAGGGACUUGGGUAUUACUCUCUGUUCCAGUUCUCUUUGUUUCCUCCAAGACUUUAAUAAACCCCUAUUCAAACGAUGCACCCUUGUCUCAUCUGUGCUACUCAGAAAGAAAGGGGUGAGGGGGAAGCAGAACGGAGUGGUGAGUGGCAGCGGCGGUUAGGGGUGCCCCCUCCAGGAGAGGGUGCUUUUCCAUCCAGCUGCCCUUUUGCGUUGGGCCUCUCCUUCCACUGGGGACCUCGCAGGAUAGGUUUUUGUUACAUUAAAGAUGAUAAUGGUUUCCUCACAGCUGGAUCAAGGACAGGGAGCAAGGCUUUUCUGAAAACACUGGGAAGGAGAGAGCAAUCCUAGGGGAGGGGCCUAUGUGGAAGGCAAGAGAGUAGAUCAGUGAAAGACCCUCAAGCUGAACAGACUGGUCCUGUCAGGAAACAAAGGCACAGAGAAGUGAAGUAAUUUGCCCAAGAUCACACAGUGAGGUAGCGGCAGUGACUUCUCAUCAGUGCUUCAGCUCUGCCUUGACCCCUGCCUAGGUCAAUGAUGACAGGGGAUAUGCUGAAGGGAUCAGGGGCAGGGGGGUGGAGGCCUCUCAGACAAGAGGAAAGUAUGAGAAAAAACCCUCCAGGCAGGGGUGAGGGUGCUGGCUGGUUUGGGUACCCAUUGGGAAGAAGAUAAGGAGACAGGAGGGUCAAGGGACAGUGGCUGCGCCUGCAACUGGUGACUGGAGGAGUCCAGGGCCUGGACAGAGCCCCUGCCCUGGGGGUCCAGCCCCUUGAAUGGUGCAGCUUCAGUGCGUACUCUGGGGAAGGAGCCCAAGAGGGACUUGGGGGUGGGGGUGGAGCCCAUGGCUCUGUGUACAGCUGCCGCUGCAGUGGCGCUGGGGCUGGGCAGCUGCCACCAUCAGCUCUCUCUCCCCUGCCCUGAAGCCUUCUCUCUGCUGGUGGGAAGGCAAGGGUGCCUGUCACUCCACAGCUCGUAGCCCAGCUGGUAGGAGCAGAAGCAGCAGCCGCCCAGAUGCUGGCACAGGCUCCGAGGGCAGCGCUGGCUGGGAUGGUGCACUCCUUCUCAUGGGGGUGAGGGGACUAUAGGAUGCAGUGAGGGAGGCCCAGGGGAGGCAACAAUGCCCCCCACCCCAUCAUCCCCAGAUGGGUUACCUGCCUGGACCCCCAAAGUGAGGGCUAUACUGUCCCUAAAUCUCUGGUAUCAGUGUCUCACACUUUGGUAUAAAUAGAAGCCACCUUGUGACCUCAGGGCUGUGGGCAGUGAUGCCUUCUCCUUAACUGUAGAUGCAAGGCUUUGCUUCUGGUUGAGAGAAUGUCAAUCAUCAAGCGAAGAGGUAGGGGAUACUAAAGGUAAAAAUAGCUAACAUUGCCCAGUGCUUACUCUUUUCCAGGUACUAUGCUGAGUGAUCUUACACAGAAUCUUCACAAAAUUCCUAGGAGGAAGGAAGUACUCUUGCAUUGCCUUGUACGACCGGCAAAUGUGGCUUAUUUACUGAAGGUUGGUGGCUUGUAUAUGCCCACCCAGCUAGUAAGAGGUGGCAGUUUGACAGUAGAGCCCAUUCACCUGACCACUGUGGAAUAGUUUCUCUCAAUUUGGGUGCCACUUUAGGUUCAUCUGGUGUCUCUGAGGCAAGUGAUUUAUCCAUUAACUCAAUGGCCUGGUUAUGCUGGCAAACCUCUGGUUGGGCACUGCCCACAGGGAACAGAACAGAGGCUCCUAGGGCUGCCCCUCUCCUUAGUGGCCGGAACAAAAGUGAGGGCAGAGGGGAGUGAGACUUGGGACUAGGUGGAUGCGGGGAGGCAGGAGGCUCACCCCCAGAUAGAUGGUGGGCCAGGAAGUCCUUGAGAAGACAGAGGUCCCCUUUUCUUGCUGGAAGGGUGAACGUGGGAGGUCAGCUCCAUCUCACGCCGCUGGAACCUAAAUGGCCUCUGGUGAGGGUGGGUAUUCACUGUGGAGCACAGGUGCCCACAGGGCCACAGAGCUGGCCCAGAGCCAUCCUCCUGGCUGAGAUCUAGGGGAGGAGGAGGAGGGCCUCGUGGGUGCUGGUUCUGGCCCCUGGUCAAGCAGGGCCACUGCUUGCACUGCAAGCCUCAGAGGGUUUGCUUACCGUCUUUGCUUCUUUCUGCCCUCCAUGCAAACCUACGUCAGCUACAUCAGUCAGUUUCUCCUGAGCAGAGGGAUCUGGACUGACCUACAGGAUCAAGGCUAAAGAAUCAUUUGGCAUUCAGGCUAGAAGGUUGUUUGUGAUGAGAUGGUGCCAUCUGGGCCUGGCGGAGUGGGAGUGGGGCAGGGGCCUAGCAUGGGGCUGGCUUACAAGGGGGCAGUUGUUCCAUCUCACAUGGAAAUAAACAUUUUGGAUUCCUGAUCAUCUCCCUGGGGCCUAAGACACUGGGCAACAAAGUAAAAGUUGGUCCUGGGACUCAGAACUUUGUGUGCUCCAAGGAUGAGACCACCCACACUUGGCUGUUGUCCUCUCCCCUGCCUUUUCUUCACUUACAGGUUGGUGGCCCUGGUGACCAUCUAUUCCAUCUGAGGAUGGAUGGAGCAGCCUGAUUUGAACGAGUUGUAGAGGUCUUGUCAGGGUGAAUAUGCGAGCUGGGAACUGGUAUGUGUGUGUGUGUGUGUGCUUGCGUGUGCAUAUGUUGUGGGGAAUGGAAUAUACAAGAAGCUGUCAGAGGGAGGAUUAAAUUUAGCGGAUCUCUGGCUCCCACUGCAGUGAGCAGCGCCCCCUGCUGCCCACAGGGGAAACAGCAGCCCCAGCUUCCCACAGUCUCAGUAGGUCCUGGCAGCCACCCCUUGGAGAUGCCUCUGAAGCUGCUGGGUCCUCCUCUGGUUGCUUGUGCUCUUUUCGGGGGUCUCCAGGCCUCUUGUUGGAUUCUGGCUCCUGGAGGGGUAAGUGGAGGAUGUGGACCUGCAGUGUGGAUGGUGUAGAGGCUCAUAUCACAGGAGUUUUGGGGGAUUGAAGCUGCUUUAGCUUGUGCCUGACAGUCAACAAGGAGGCCUCCAACCUCCUGGGUCAGGCCCUCUGGGCAGACUCCAGCGAGGGGCACUGGGCCAACAUGAAGAGCCCAGAGGACAGUUCUGUGGAGAGAGGCUUGGACGUGCGCUGUGCACUCAGGGUGGCCAGGACACUGCGUUGAUCUGAUGACUUAGGCAAUGGCCAACAAGCACAAGCCAUGGAUCGAAGCAGAAUACCAGGGCAUCGUCAUGGAGAAUGACAACACAGUCCUGCUGAACCCGCCACUCUUUGCCUUGGACAAGGACGCCCCCCUGCGCUAUGCAGGUGAGAUCUGUGGCUUCCGGCUCCAUGGGUCUGGGGUGCCCUUUGAGGCUGUGAUCCUGGACAAGGCGACGGGAGAAGGGCUGAUCCGGGCCAAGGAGCCAGUGGACUGUGAGGCCCAGAAGGAGCACACCUUCACCAUCCAGGCCUACGACUGUGGCGAGGGCCCUGACGGGGCCAACACCAAGAAGUCCCACAAGGCGACUGUGCAUGUGCGGGUCAAUGAUGUGAAUGAAUUUGCCCCAGUGUUUGUGGAGCGGCUAUACCGCGCUGCGGUGACCGAGGGGAAGCUGUAUGACCGCAUCCUGCGGGUCGAAGCCAUCGAUGGUGACUGCUCCCCCCAGUACAGCCAGAUCUGCUAUUACGAGAUCCUCACUCCCAACACCCCCUUCCUCAUCGACAAUGACGGGAACAUUGAGAACACGGAGAAGCUGCAGUACAGUGGUGAGAGGCUCUACAAGUUUACGGUGACGGCUUACGACUGCGGGAAGAAGCGGGCGGCAGAUGAUGCCGAGGUUGAGAUCCAGGUGAAGCCCACCUGUAAACCCAGCUGGCAAGGCUGGAACAAAAGGAUUGAAUAUGCACCAGGUGCUGGGAGCUUGGCUUUGUUCCCUGGUAUCCGCUUGGAGACAUGUGAUGAACCUCUCUGGAACAUUCAGGCCACCAUAGAGCUGCAGACCAGCCAUGUGGCCAAGGGCUGUGACCGAGACAACUACUCAGAGCGGGCACUGCGGAAACUCUGUGGUGCUGCCACUGGGGAGGUGGAUCUGUUGCCCAUGCCUGGCCCCAAUGCCAACUGGACGGCGGGACUCUCAGUGCAUUACAGCCAGGACAGCAGCCUUAUAUACUGGUUCAAUGGCACCCAAGCUGUGCAGGUGCCCUUGGGUGGCACAGCUGGGCUGGGCUCUGGGCCCCAGGACAGCCUCAGUGACCAUUUUACCCUGUCUUUCUGGAUGAAACAUGGUGUAACUCCCAACAAGGGCAAGAAGGAAGAGGAAACCAUCGUGUGUAACACUGUGCAAAAUGAGGAUGGCUUCUCUCACUACUCACUGACCGUCCAUGGCUGCAGAAUUGCCUUCCUUUACUGGCCUCUGCUUGAGAGUACCCGCCCGGUCAAGUUCCUCUGGAAGCUGGAGCAGGUCUGUGACGAUGAGUGGCACCACUAUGCUUUGAACCUCGAAUUCCCCACAGUCACACUCUAUGCUGAUGGCAUCUCGUUUGACCCUGCCCUCAUCCAUGACAAUGGUCUCAUCCACCCGCCCCGAAGGGAACCUGCACUCAUGAUUGGGGCCUGCUGGGCUGAGGAAAAGAACAAAGAGAAGGAAAAGGGAGGAGACAACAGUACAGACACCACACAAGGAGACCCCUUGCCGAUCCAUCACUACUUCCAUGGCUACCUGGCUGGUUUCAGCGUGCGCUCAGGCCGCCUGGAGAGCCGUGAGGUCAUCGAGUGCCUCUAUGCAUGUCGGGAGGGGCUGGACUAUAGGGAUUUCGAGAGCCUGGGCAAAGGCAUGAAGGUCCACGUGAACCCCUCGCAGUCCCUGCUCACCCUGGAGGGGGAUGAUGUGGAGACCUUCAACCAUGCCCUGCAGCAUGUGGCUUACAUGAACACUCUGCGCUUUGCCACGCCUGGCGUCAGGCCCCUGCGCCUCACCACUGCCGUCAAGUGCUUCAGUGAAGAAUCCUGUGUCUCCAUCCCCGAAGUGGAGGGCUACGUGGUGGUACUUCAGCCUGACGCCCCCCAGAUCCUGCUGACUGGCACUGCUCAUUUUGCCCGCCCAGCUGUGGACUUUGAGGGACCCGAGGGGGUCCCUUUGUUCCCCGAUCUUCAAAUCACUUGCUCCAUUUCUCACCAAGUAGAGGCCAAAAAGGAUGAGAGUUGGCAGGGCACAGUGACAGACACACGCAUGUCGGAUGAGAUCGUGCACAACCUGGACGGCUGUGAAAUUUCUCUGGUGGGGGAUGACCUAGACCCUGAACGGGAAAGCCUGCUCUUGGACAUGGCAUCCUUGCAGCAGCGAGGGCUGGAGCUCACCAACACGUCUGCCUACCUCACCAUUGCUGGGGUGGAGAGCAUCACUGUGUAUGAAGAGAUCCUGAGGCAGGCCCGUUAUCGGCUGCGACAUGGAGCUGCUCUUUAUGCCAGGAAAUUUCGGCUUUCCUGCUCGGAAAUGAAUGGUCGUUACUCCAGCAAUGAAUUCAUUGUGGAGGUCAGUGUGCUGCACAGCAUGAACCGAGUUGCCCACCCAAGCCAUGUGCUCAGCUCCCAGCAGUUCCUGCACCGUGGUCACCAGCCACCGCCUGAGAUGGCUGGACACAGCCUGGCCAGCUCCCACCGAAACUCCAUGGUCCCGAGUGCAGCGACUCUCAUCAUUGUGGUGUGUGUGGGCUUCCUGGUGCUCAUGGUCAUCCUGGGCCUCGUGCGCAUCCAUUCCCUUCACCGCCGCGUCUCGGGGGCUGGAGGGCCCCCAGGGGCCUCCAGUGACCCCAAGGACCCUGACCUCUUCUGGGAUGACUCAGCUCUCACCAUUAUUGUGAACCCCAUGGAGUCCUACCAGAAUCGGCAGGCCCAUGUGGCAGGGGCUGCCGGUGGCCAGCAGGAGGACGAGGACAGCAGUGACUCAGAGGCAGCCGACUCUCCCAGCAGUGAUGAGAGACGCAUCAUCGAGACCCCUCCACACCGCUACUAAGGCCUACAUCCCUCCUCAAACAGAGAGAGAAUUCUGCCCUGAUGAGACAGAGACACCCCCCGACGAGAGGGAAGGACAUUCUGAAGCAGAGAGACCAAGAGAGAGAGAGCUCUUCAGAAUGAGUCACCCUUUAAUCUUGAAAUCCCUGUGGGGCCCACUGGAGUCUCCCCACCCCUCGUCCUCCCCCCGAUCCCACCUCCCUCCCUGGCCUCUGACUCUUCUUCCUGUGGUGUGGGAGACUGUGCCUCCCUUUUCUGCCCCCAACAGCAGCCCCCCUUUAGCUCACCCGUGUCUCCGUCUCUCCCCCCACUAGCCAUGCGCUGUGUUGGGGGGUGUCAGUAGCAAUGGCCGGGCCAGGGGCGGAUUGAAGGAAACCCUGUGCUCUGCCCUUCCCUACUCUCCUGUCUGCGGAGGCCUUUCUCUCCCCGGCUUCCCGGACUGGGCCUUCCCUGCCUCUUUUGUGAUCCCCGCACCUCUCUUUCCAUUUCACUCUGGGGAUCCCUGCUCCUUCACCUUGCCCACUUCCUUCCUUUUCUGUCCUCUUUCCCUCUUAUCUUUGCCUGAGGUCCUACAGCCCCUGCCCCUUCCUACAUGACCUGGUUGUGGCUAGGUUGAGGGGAUGGGAGAGGGAAUGGGGUCCUGGGUGUAUUAUAUAUAAUGUAUAUUUUUUCAUGUUGUCAUGUGAGCGCAGCCCCUGUGUUCUGUGUGCAGCUCACAGCCUCGUGUGUGCGUGUGGCAUCGUCAUGUCCUGGGGUUGGGGUAGGGAAUGGGUGUG
This is a messenger RNA of Equus quagga, 7658 nucleotides long. RefSeq names its product calsyntenin 3 (gene CLSTN3). The record is from RefSeq and is a predicted model, not a curated record. Lineage: Eukaryota; Metazoa; Chordata; Mammalia; Perissodactyla; Equidae. The coding region runs from base 4070 to 6883 and encodes 937 amino acids. Gene Ontology annotation, molecular function: kinesin binding; amyloid-beta binding; X11-like protein binding. Gene Ontology annotation, biological process: homophilic cell-cell adhesion; positive regulation of synapse assembly; positive regulation of synaptic transmission. Gene Ontology annotation, cellular component: cell surface; postsynaptic membrane. The transcript is spliced from 18 exons.